Messenger RNA from Aspergillus novofumigatus IBT 16806, 1412 nucleotides. RefSeq lists its product as uncharacterized. The record is from RefSeq and is a predicted model, not a curated record. The coding region runs from base 6 to 1358 and encodes 450 amino acids. The transcript has 4 exons. Lineage: Eukaryota; Fungi; Ascomycota; Eurotiomycetes; Eurotiales; Aspergillaceae.
CAUACAUGCAGUUCCUCCAAAGGAGGUUGGCCGCCCUCCUGGCGCUUGCCUGUUAUUUUAUACUCCCAGCAAUAGCCAGUGGAGAGGUCCAACCGAUUGGAAUCGAUUUCGGCCCUGAGAUCAUACGGAAUGACACGUAUGGCAUCUCCAUGCGUCACCUUCGUCAGGAAGCCUACGAACAGAACAAUGUAGCCGCCAUGUAUGGUGAGAGAGCUGGACUGAUUUCAUGGAUUACCAAGGCCGUGGCGGCGGGGAUUCAUGAUCUGGUGCCACUAUCUGUUCAACAAAGCAUCACCGGCUCGGACGUUUUUCAAGCAGCGUCUGGAGUCAUAAAGACCACAUUCCACGCUAUGAUGACAUUUCUCGGAGUCAACUACUCCUCUUCCCCGUCAGCAACUCUAACAUUUGACGACAUCAAGACGGAGUUCGUUUCCGUUCUUACUGAGCUCAAAGCCCAAGCACUGAAUAACCACGACAUCGACAUUGAAUCCGCGAUAGUCGCUAUCCCGCAGUUUUUCAACAGCACUCUCACCGAUCUCGUAUGGACAGCGUGCUGGGAAGCCGAAAUCAGUCUCUCCCGCGGACUGGAAGCUCGGACAAUCCUCGCCGCGUUCAAUCAAACCCAGGAGACGCAGAUGGACAAUCCCGACAUACGAUACCUGGUCCUGGACCUGGGGGAGUUCUACCUGGAUUCACGAACGUAUAAUACCGACAGGCGCGCCGGUAUCAGAGAGGGAUAUCUUCCUAUGGAUCAAUGGGGCACUGAGUCCAUUGAUCGACAUUUGACCAGUCGUUUGGUCAAGGGCUCUGAAGCACUGAGGUUUCAGAUCUCCCUGGGAGCGCGGGAGAGUGAUCUUUGGGAGCGGGUGAAGCAGGCUCGUUUGAUGAUGCGAAACUACGCAGAUGGCAUCGGGACGAAGGAGCCCAGCGAACAUGACAGACAUCAAGAUGAGUGGCCGCUUGAUUUAAGCGGCUGGGGGUAUCAGGAGUUUGAGGAGGUCAAGGCCUUCCUUACGUGGAAGGAUAUUGAACUGGUCGAGAACCCUUACGUGGAUAGCCUGGCGGACAACAUCGCAGCUCAUUUGACCGCAUUAAGAGAAUACCACAUGGAUGAGACGCACAAGGACGACGGAAUCCCACAAAGGAUUGAUAAGCUGGUUAUUUUGACUGCCGGUCGCGAUGGUCACCUGGCCAAGAAGGCAGUCCAGCAAGCUCUUGGUGACCAUAUCGAUAUCAUCGGAGGGACAGUGCAUGAUUCUGGGCUUGCUGCCAUUGGAGCAGCUCGUUCUGCAUUGGAGAAAAUACAGAAGCAAGUAUGGACCAAGUACCAGGUAUGGAUACAACACGAUGAAAUAUGACAGUGAUACAAUUCUUUUCAAAAGUUCCUGUGCCCGUUAAAGAUAUUAUAGAUU